AUGGCAACCUUCAAGGGAGAGAAGCUUCCAACAUGCUAUGCCUCAUGCUCCAUAGGCUACGAUAGCUCAAUGCAUACCCUUCCUAAGAAGUUAGCAGCCAUCGCCGCUGCCGGCUUCGACGCGAUUGAAUUGUCAAUGCCAGACAUCUUGGCGUACGGCAAGUUGAUAUCCAGCAAUGGUGCUGAGCCUGAUCCCAAGGACUAUGCUAGUCUUCACUCUGUGGGGCGGGAGAUUCGGCAACUGUGUGAACAGCGCAAAUUGAAAGUGCUUGUCUUACAGCCCUUCGCAAAUUUCGAGGGGUGGCCAAAGGACAGCGACGAGAGAAAAGAUGCGUUUGAGCGCGCCAGAGGUUGGAUGUGGAUCAUGGAAGCAGUUGGCACUGAUAUGCUGCAGGUCGGAUCGUCUGAUUCAGAGGGCAUUUCAGCCAACUUCGAUCAACUGGCAGCCGAUCUGGCCGAACUCGCAGAUAUGCUUUCCGAGAAGGGGUUCAAGAUUGCUUACGAAAACUGGUGUUGGGCAACACACGCGCCCACUUGGAAAGAUGUCUGGCAGAUAGUCCAGAAAGCAAACAGACCCAAUCUCGGACUGUGCCUGGACACUUUCCAGAGCGCUGGUGGAGAGUGGGGAAGUCCAGUGACCGAGUCUGGAUUGAAUGGGGAUGGCAAAAGGGCAGAGCUGGACCACAGAUGGAAACGAAGCUGCAAGCUGCUGUCCGAAACUGUCCCCCCGGAAAAGAUUUUCUUCUUGCAGAUCUCAGAUGCUUACAGAAUGGAUCCGCCUUCGCAAGACAAGCCUGAUGAUAGUGGGCUGCGAUCGCGAGGUCAGUGGAGCCACGAUUACCGACCGAUGCCAUAUGAUGGCGGGUAUCUGCCCAUAGAGGAUUUUACGAGGGCUGUGCUGCAGACAGGGUUCAGAGGGUGGUUUUCGAUCGAGGUUUUCGACGGAAAAGGCCCGCAAAAGUAUGGCGAUGACAUGGGACCUUAUGCAGGGCGGACUUUGGAGUCGUUGCGGAAGCUGUUACAAACAGUCGAGGAUACUCCAUAG
This is a messenger RNA of Exophiala aquamarina CBS 119918, 1044 nucleotides long. RefSeq lists its product as uncharacterized. Bases 1 to 1044 code for a protein of 347 amino acids. The record is from RefSeq and is a predicted model, not a curated record. Lineage: Eukaryota; Fungi; Ascomycota; Eurotiomycetes; Chaetothyriales; Herpotrichiellaceae. The transcript has 2 exons.